GUGGAUUAUGGAGAUUAGUCAGAUAACAAUUUCCCAAAAUCAUGGAUAAAGUAGAAAGUAUAAACAAAACUUCUUUACCAUAAAUAUACCAUCUUGUAUUCUUGCUUACCUACACCUUUUUAUACCAUCUUCUUCCUCAUCUAUUCCUCAAAAAUCAACCUAUACUUCUAUAAACUUACACCAAUAUUUCCAUCUAAAACCCACAAAAAAUUAAUUAAAUUAGUGUUAAUUUGUAAUUGUACCUUUCAAUCCACUUCUCUCUUUCUUUCUCAUAAGAUAACACAAAAAAUUCAUUCUCUAGAUCUCAAUCUUAUUUGCUUCUAUUUUUUCCCAUUUAUUUUUCCUAUAUAAAGGUUGAGUCUUUAUAACAUUGACACACAUAUUCUAUUUUUUGGAAUAUACCCAUUUCACAUUUAUUUCCCUCCUUAACAAUUCAAUCAAAUUUCCUUAUUUUUCAACUCAAUUUCGCUUCUUUAGUCCAUCUACAUUUGUGGGUAUCAAUCAAUUUUCCAUUUUUUCAUCAAGAUUCAAACUUUUCAAGAUUUGGGGAUUUUGGAUUUUGGAAGGUGGAGAGGUUUCUUAUCUCCCCUAUAAAUUUAGUUGUUUUUGGCAAUGUCAGCCGAUUUUGGUGAUGAUGUUUCUUACUUAACUUUAUUGCCAAUUUCUUUCAUUUUUGUUUUUAUUUGUUUGAUUUCAAUUUUGAAGAAGAAAAGUAAGGAUGUAAUGGCAGGAAAUGAACUUUUUUGGGACGAUCAUAAUCUUCAAAGACUUAGAUGUUCAGUAAAAAACUAUGAUUGGGGUAAAAUUGGGAGUGAUUCUGAGGUUUAUAGAUUGUAUAGUGCAAAUUCUGUGAGUAAUAAAUUGGAUCCCAACAAACCUUAUGCCGAAUUUUGGAUGGGAACCCAUGAAUCUGGUUCAUCUUAUGUGGUCAAGAAAAGGAACAUUUUGGGUAAUGCAAAAUGUGGAGAUUCUGAAGGUGAUACUCUUAAGGCUUGGAUUGCAAAGAACCCUAAUGUGCUUGGUAAUAAAGUUGUAGAGAAAUGGGGUUAUGAUCUACCCUUUUUGUUCAAGGUGUUGUCGGUUGCAAAAACAUUGUCUAUACAAGCUCAUCCAUGUAAAGAGUUAGCAAAGGAAUUGCACAAAAAGGAUCCUAGGGUUUACAAAGAUGACAAUCAUAAGCCAGAAAUGGCUCUUGCUAUUACAAAAUUUGAGAUCCUUUGUGGUUUUGUUGGAAUAGAGGAUCUUCAAAAGAUUCUUAAAGGCGUUCCGGAAAUCUCUCAGUUAGUUGGUGCUCCUGUAGUAGAUCAAGUUUUAAAUGUCACUUUAGAAGACGGCGAGGGUGUAGUUAAAGCUGCAUUGAAACAACUCUUUACCCACAUCAUGUCAGCAAGUGAGAAUGUCGUCGCUGAGGUUCUGUCUCAGUUGAUUAGUCGCUUAAGGAAGAAGGAAGAUUACCAGUUAACAUCAGAAGAGAAGCUUGUCCUGCGGCUUGAAGAACAAUAUCCCGGUGAUGUGGGCGUACUGGCUGCUUUUCUAAUGAACUUUGUAACUCUUAACCCUGGUGAGGCCUUGUGGUUGGGGGCCAACGAACUUCAUGCCUAUGUAUCCGGUGAUUGCAUCGAGUGUAUGGCAACUUCAGAUAAUGUUGUUCGGGCUGGUCUAACUCCGAAGCAAAGGGAUGUGAAAACUUUGUGUGAAAUGCUCACCUACAAACCGGGUCGUCCUAAUAUUCUUAGGGGCUUUAAUGUCGAGGGCACCGAAGGACGCACAACAAGGUACCGGCCUCCAUUUGAAGAGUUUGAGGUAGAUCAUUGUGAUCUUCCUGAAGGAACUUCGACCAAGUUUCCGGCAAUGGCUGGACCAUCGUUAUUUUUGGUCACAGAAGGGACGGGAACAAUAAGUACUACGCCCUUCUCGAUGGAGAAUAUAAGGGUAGGCGAUGUGUUGUUUGCACCGGCUAACACAAAAUUGAGCAUAGCAUCGACUGGUAAACGGUUGCAACUGUAUCGAGCUGGAGUGAACAGCAAAUUCUUGUGAAAUCUCUGCCAUACAUGCCAUAUCUGCUGCAUAGCUUAUUUUUCAGAUAAUUCUUUUGGCUAUCUCUUUGCAUCAUUAAUUUCACUAUUUUGAGAUUUGAUGUAACUUUAUAUAUCUGUUAAUUUUAGCCAAAAAGAAAUAAAAAAAGCUUAUGUUGUACACAUGCUAUCACAAAAGAGUAUAGUAAAAGAAUUAGCAAAAGAAAAUUUUCACAUA
Amaranthus tricolor (Joseph's coat) is the source of this 2253-nucleotide messenger RNA. RefSeq names its product mannose-6-phosphate isomerase 1-like. The coding region runs from base 613 to 2037 and encodes 474 amino acids. The record is from RefSeq and is a predicted model, not a curated record. NCBI's taxonomy places the organism in Eukaryota, Viridiplantae, Streptophyta, Magnoliopsida, Caryophyllales, Amaranthaceae. The transcript is spliced from 5 exons. Gene Ontology annotation, cellular component: cytosol. Gene Ontology annotation, biological process: GDP-mannose biosynthetic process; carbohydrate metabolic process. Gene Ontology annotation, molecular function: mannose-6-phosphate isomerase activity; zinc ion binding.